AUGAGGGACAUUCCAAGGAGGCCAAAACCUGAUAACUUACCUGAAAUAGAUUAUGAAGGCACAUCAUGGGCUGACAGACCAUUUAUCCCAGCACCGGAGAGAGAUGACGUGUCCAUGGGGGAGUACACUUCAAACGUUCAAAUCAUUUUUAUGCAUGAAGAGAUUCAAGGAGAUGUUCCUAUAGCAAAACUAAACUAUAGAGGAUCGGAAACACCAGAUAUCAUCCGUCCUCUCUUGUCUGGAUCAUUCACAAUGCUUGGCCCAGAGCUCAGAAAAGAAAAUGACGAGUGGAUUCUGUACAUCACUCAACGGCAGGACUUUGAAACGCCAAAUAUGCGUCUUUACAUGUUGAGAAUUGAGAUUCCCGGGGAGAGUGUGCAGGGAUCCAUUACCUUACAGAUCGUCAAUAUCGAUGACAACCCGCCUAUAAUACACGUUGUAAAUUCUUGCGAGGUUCUUGAGCACGGAGAACCACGUCUCACCGACUGCACUUACGAGGUCUCUGAUGAGGACGGUGCGAUCAGUAUUAAUGCUAUGACAUUUCAAAUAGAAAGUGACAGGGAUGACGACGAAGUCUUCUACAUCAGCCCUCAGAUUAUACAGGGCCAGUUGUAUCGGAUGAACAUAACCCUAGGUCUUAAUAGAUCGCUAAACUUUGAAACCAAUGCUCUUCAUAGUUUUAGAAUCACAGCGUUUGAUUCUGAACGCAACAACCAUACCGCCCCAGUCAUGGUACGAGUACAAAAUGUGGACAGUCGUAAUCCUCGCUGGCUAAACAUAUUCGCUGUUCAGCAAUUAGACGAGAUGACAGAAGCAAACUUCACCAUUAGAGCCAUAGACGGUGAUACUGACCUAAGAAGACCUAUUUACUAUAGACUUGAAGUUGAUGAAGAUGACAAAAAAUACUUCGACAUAACAACAAUAGAUGAUAGUGAGCUUGGUGGAAUAUUCCACGUGUUUCCAAUAGACAGAGAUGCCUUAGAACGAGAAGUAUUCGAGCUUAAAAUUGUGGCUUACAAGUCGGUUGCAAACAUCGUGUUUGAGGAAAAAAAUGAUGUCGUCAUCAUCAUAAGGGACGUGAAUAACAAAUCUCCGAAGCCACUGUUUGACGUUUACUCCAUAGAAAUUGAUGAAGAAACACCACAGACUUUAUACUUUGAGGAAGAGUUUGGAUUUCACGAUAAAGAUACGGGUGAAAACGCACGGUACAGAGUGCAUCUGGAAAGCGUGCAUCCUCCUGGCGCAGAAGAAGCUUUUUUUAUACAACCCGAGGUUGGCUACCAGCGGCAGACAUUUAUUAUGGGCACUGCCAAUCACAGCUUGCUGGAUUAUGAAGUACAUGCGUUCCAAAAUAUCGAACUAAGGGUAGUCGCUACCGAUUUGGACAAUCCAAACUUUGUUGAGUUCGCUACCGUGCACAUAACAUUGAAAAAUUGGAACGAUGAGGUACCAAUAUUUACUACCAGCGUUAAAACUGUAACAUUCAAGGAAACUGAAGGCAAGGAUUUUCAUAUUGGAACAAUGUUAGCUGAAGAUAGAGACAUAGGCGACACGGUUGUACACCGUAUAAUGGGCAUAGCACAGAAUAUUCUAAACAUAAACAACGAAACAGGUGAUAUCUACGUUGCUGAUGACAAUGCAUUUGAUUAUCAAAGACAGAAUGAGCUACUUGUUCAGAUACAAGCUGAAGAUACUUUGGCAAUACGCACCACUAAUACUGCCACGGCACAGCUCGUGAUUCAGUUGGAGGACGUCAACAAUGUACCACCUACACUUCGUCUUCCUCGAGGUAGUCCGCAAUUGCAAGAAAAUAGUCCGAAAGGUUACCCGGUUACCCAAGAAUCACAAGAAAUCACAGCAACAGAUCCCGAUACUACAGCUGACUUGAGCUUCGAAAUCAUAUGGGAAACUUCCUACGCGACCAAACAAGGUCGAGAAGCUGACUCUUCGCUAUUUCAUGGGUGCCUCACCAUCGAGACGGAGUACCCGGAUCCAAAUAAUCGUCGUUCCGCUGUGGGUCGGCUGUUCGUUAAUGAGAUCCGUGAUCAAGUUACAAUCGACUACGAGGAGUAUGAUGUGCUGUACCUCACCGUACGAGUGGUAGACCGUAACACGGAGAUUGGACAAAACUACGAUGAAUUGACAUACACUAUUACAAUAGUGGAUAUGAACGACAACGCCCCGCAAUGGGUCGACGGAACGCUGACCCAAGAUUUGAGAGUUCGAGAGAACUCAGCAUCUAACACCAUAAUCGGUUCCAUACAAGCUAUUGAUAUUGAUGGUCCUCUGUAUAACCAAGUGCAGUACACUAUACGUCCCAAACAAGACACACCAAACAACCUAGUGAAGAUCGACUCCCGAACAGGACAGAUACAAGUGGACGCAGAUGGAGCAAUCGAUGCUGACGCCCCUAGAGACAACCUCUACUAUACUGUGAUAGCAAGCGAUAAGUGUAUCGUAGAAGAUGAAAACAACUGUCCACCAGAUGAAACCAGCUGGGAAACUUUAGGAAACCUAACUAUACGAAUAAUCGAUACAAACAACAAGAACCCUGAAGCUAAGACGGACAGAUUCGAUACGACGGUGUAUAUACCUGAAAAUGCGAAGACUGGUGAUGAAGUAGUCACUAUAGUAUCGGAAGAUCUUGACAGAGAUGAAAUCUACAAAACGGUGCGCUACUCGAUCAACUACGCGGUGAAUCAGCGCCUGCGUAGCUUCUUCUCUGUGGAUCUGGACACGGGCCGCGUGUACGUGGACCUUACUGCUGACGAGACUCUCGACCGCGACGGUGACGAGCCCACGCACACGAUCUUCCUUACACUCAUUGAUAACUUUUAUUCGGAAGGAGAUGGUAACAGAAAUCAGGGCACAACAGAAGUUGAGGUAGUGUUGCUGGAUAUCAACGAUAAUGCUCCAGUGUUGCCGUCGAGAAAUGAAAUAUCUUGGUCCAUAUCAGAAAACAUUCAAAUGGGACACAGGCUUUCUCCAAAUAUUCAGGCAACUGAUCGCGAUCAACCGAACACGAAUAAUUCCCGCAUUGGUUACGAAAUCACAGACCUCAUAAUCUCUAACAGAGACAUCGAAAUCCCAAAACUUUUCGAAAUAAUUCACGUCUUCCCGACCGGGAAUAGCUUUGACGUUGCUGGUGAGCUAGAGACUGCUAUGGACCUGAGAGGAUACUGGGGAACCUACAGCAUUACCAUUCGAGCUCAUGAUCAUGGAGACCCAAUUUUAGAUUCUGAAGAAACGUAUGAAAUUAUCGUCCAACCGUACAAUUUCCAUACACCUGUUUUCGUGUUCCCGCGGGACGGUACCACUGUUCGACUUGCAAAGGAGCGUGCUGUGGUUAAUGGUUUCUUGAUGCUCGUCAACGGCGAUUACUUAGACCUCGUUCAAGCUACGGACGAAGACGGUCUUGAGGCUGGGAGAGUGACUUUCGAUAUUAUUGGAGAUGACGCAGCGUCACAAUACUUCCACGUCAUGGAAGUUUCUGCAAAUCAGGGCAGGCUCGCCUUAAGGGAACUCUUCACUGAAAACAUUAGGGAGUUUCAGAUAAAUAUUCGUGCAACGGAUGGCGGUACAGACCCGGGACCACUGUCAUCGGCAGUGGUUCUCAAUGCGGUGUUCGUACCGACGCAGGGUGAACCGAUAUUUUCCAAUAACGCUGUCACCGUCGGUUUUGUUGAAAGUGAAGUAGGCUUGACCGAAUCGGUCGAGCUACCACACGCUGAAGACCCGAAAAAUUACCGUUGCGAGAACGAUUGCCAUGAUAUAUUUUACAACAUCAUUGGUGGCAAUGAGGAAGGCUACUUCGCGUUAGACCAAGUUCGCAAUGUUCUGUCACUCGCCACGGCCUUAAACCGCACCAGGAACGAAAUUCACGUACUGCGAGUGGCUGCUGCCAACAUUCGAAACAUCGGCAGCGCCCCCGGAGACUCCGUCCUCACUGUAACAGUCAAUGUCAGAGAAGCGAACCCACGACCAUAUUUCGAACGACGAGUCUACACAGCUGGUAUAUCGACCAUGGACUCGACUAACAGACAACUGCUUACUGUCCGGGCGACCCACUCAGAGGGUUUGCCCAUUACGUACAGUAUGGACAUGUCAUCAAUGGUGGUGGACGAGAGUCUGGAGAACGUACGCAACUCGGCGUUCGUGCUGAAUAAUGAGACGGGCGUGUUGACUCUCAACAUGCAGCCCACCGCCAGCAUGCACGGCAUGUUCGAGUUCAACGUGAUCGCCACUGACCCCCACGAUGCACAAGAUGUUGCUGAAGUUAAAAUCUACCUAAUUUCCUCCAUGAACAGAGUGUACUUCACCUUUGUCAAUAGUUUGCAAGAAAUUGAAACAAACAGAGACUUCAUAGCGCAGACGUUUAGCGCGGGCUUCGCGAUGACUUGCAACAUUGACCAGAUCCUACCUUUCACGGAUACUGACGGCGUCGUACGCGAUGAUAUGGUGGAGGUGCGCGCGCAUUUUAUAAGGGAUGAUAUUCCCGUCACCAGUGACGUCAUCGAAGAACUACGCAGCGAUAGCACGCUGCUGCGCGCCAUCCAGCGCACGCUGAGCACGGAGCUGCUGUCGCUGCGCGACUUCACGACGCCCGCCAGCCCCGAGGAGCCGGCGAGCGGCGCCCAGCAGGCGGUGUACGCGCUGGCCGCGCUCAGCGCGCUGCUGGCCUUCCUCUGCCUCGUGAUGCUCGUCGUCUACAUCUUUAGGACUAGGGCGCUAAACCGUCGACUUCAAGCGCUGUCAAUGACUAAGUACGGUUCGCAAGAAUCUGGUCUAAACCGACUCGUGUUGAAGGCGCCCGGUACUAACAAGCACGCCAUUGAGGGUUCCAAUCCGAUCUGGAAUGAAGCCAUUAAAGCCCCAGACUUCGACGCUUAUAGUGAACAAUCAGAUGACUCGGAUCUCAUCGGUAUAGAAGACUUACCGCAGUUCCGCAACGAUUACUUCCCUCCAGCUGACAACGAUUCCGUUCAAGAUAUGUUUAACGAAAAACUCGAGCGGCCAGUAGCAACUCAUAAUAACAAUUUCGGCUUCAAUCCAACGCCAUUUAGCACGGAGUUCGCCAACAGAGACUUUAGUCGUAAAUAAAUAAAUAAAAUAUAUCACUAGUAAAUUCUAUAUCUUGUAAAAUAAAUAAUUCAGCAUUCAUGUUUCUCAACAUGUUAACGUACAUGUAUAAAUUGUGUAUGAUAUUAUAUCAUUGUAAGUCUUCAAUAUUUAUACUAUAUAAUAAAAUUAAUACUCCAAUUCA
Melitaea cinxia (Glanville fritillary) is the source of this 5263-nucleotide messenger RNA. It is a transcript of the gene Btr175, whose product is annotated as cadherin-23-like. The record is from RefSeq and is a predicted model, not a curated record. Gene Ontology annotation, biological process: homophilic cell-cell adhesion. Gene Ontology annotation, cellular component: plasma membrane. Bases 1 to 5100 code for a protein of 1699 amino acids. Lineage: Eukaryota; Metazoa; Arthropoda; Insecta; Lepidoptera; Nymphalidae. Gene Ontology annotation, molecular function: calcium ion binding. The transcript is spliced from 33 exons.